AUGGCUGCGUCUCCACAGACCUCAAGCAAGGAAAUGAUGAAGAAUAAGAAUGUCGCCGGUGGACAGCUGGCAAUGCACUCGAGAGACCCUCCUACCGGCUUCUUUCGUGACGGAUACUGCAGAACCGGACCUGAGGACAAGGGAAACCAUUCGGUAGCAGCCACGGUGAACCAAGAGUUUCUGGACUUUACGAACUCGAGAGGCAAUAACCUUGGCGAUGCCGGCGUCAAAGACGGAAUGAAAUGGUGUCUCUGUGCACAUCGGUGGAAGGAAGCAUUUGAUGCAGCGCAAAAGGGACAAAUAUCACAGUCGACGGUACCGCGAGUGCAUCUUCAUGCCUCGCACGAGAGCGCUCUAAACACCGUCAAGUAUGCAGAUUUGAGCAAGUAUGCCAUGGGGGGAGAGGCGCCGAAAGAGUCGACCAGAAACCGACAAGGUGCGCACAGUGAUCCUGAGCAGCCGUCGCACGGGAUCGCCCGCGAAACUACGGAGCUGAGUGGCAAGUCGCAGCCAGAGAGGGUUGGAGGAUAG
Fonsecaea monophora is the source of this 531-nucleotide messenger RNA. RefSeq lists its product as hypothetical. Bases 1 to 531 code for a protein of 176 amino acids. The transcript is spliced from 2 exons. The record is from RefSeq and is a predicted model, not a curated record. Lineage: Eukaryota; Fungi; Ascomycota; Eurotiomycetes; Chaetothyriales; Herpotrichiellaceae.